Messenger RNA from Phycodurus eques (leafy seadragon), 2491 nucleotides. Its product is annotated as RILP-like protein 1. NCBI's taxonomy places the organism in Eukaryota, Metazoa, Chordata, Actinopteri, Syngnathiformes, Syngnathidae. Gene Ontology annotation, cellular component: ciliary basal body; cytoplasm. The record is from RefSeq and is a predicted model, not a curated record. Gene Ontology annotation, molecular function: protein dimerization activity. Bases 405 to 1694 code for a protein of 429 amino acids. The transcript is spliced from 8 exons. Gene Ontology annotation, biological process: cilium assembly.
ACGGCGUGGAAGGGAAAACUUGCCUCCUUCAGAAGCUGUUGUGAAAAUCCAGACUCCCGUUCACUUUUAGAAUUUCGACAGUUUUCAUGAAUUCGGCGUAGACCAAAAAAUGCGUGGUUGCUUAUUAACAUAUCGCAGUGGUAUAAUGCGUUUACUUCGUUUAAAUUAAUAUUGCGGGGGGUGUCGUUAACUCGAUAUGUACGAAAUUUGACGAGGGCAUUGAACGCAACCUCUAAAGUUGAACCUGUCAACAAACUCGACAAGAAAAGUAGUCCCUCCUCGUCUAGCAUUCCUUGAGGUUCUUUAACUCGUGUUUCCGCUUUAAAAUGUGACACAACCGCUUCGUGGAGAAAGACGAAGAGUCCCGUGUUUUUAAUUAUUAUUAUUAUUUAUUUUUAUAAAUCAUGUCUGCUCUGGAGAGACCCUGGUCCGAGCUGACCGUGUUGGACGUGUACGACAUCGCGGCGGCCCUGGCGCAGGAGUUCGAACGCACCAUCGAGCGCUUCGGCUGCGAGGCGCUGGCCGGCGUGGUCCCAAAGGUGGUCCGAGUGCUGGAGCUCCUGGAGACGCUGGUGGGCCGCGAAGGCGGGCAUGAGGCCGACGAGCUGCGGCGGGAGCUACUCCGACUGCGGCAGGAGCGCAGCGACAGGACCGCGCAAGAGAAGAAGCACCACCAGGAGUUGGAGGAGGUGGAGGAGGUGUGGAGAGCAGAGGUUGACGAGCUUCUCUCACAGGUGGCUCGGCUGCAGGCGGAGAACAAAAAACUGCUGGCAAACCGAUCACUCAGCCAAGCUCCUGUCGCAGACCAAGACCCGCACCAGCAAGAGGAGGAAACCCCGGAGAAGGAAAAGCAUGUGAUGACCAGGCUGAACAAGUUGCUGGAGAAGCUGAGGGACGAAAUCCGGGCUAAAGACCACGAGUUGACGCUGAAAAACGAUGACAUUGAGGCGCUCCAGAUGCAGCAGCACCGCCUGAUCCGGAUCAAUCAGGAUCUCCGUCACAGGCUGGGCACGACGGAGGCGCACGGCAAGGCGGCCAUGCGGCGGCGGGCCGAGCUGGAGGCGGCGGCGCAGGCCCGUCGGCGUGAAACGGACGCCCUGCGGCACGAGUUGAGGUGCCUGAGGAAGGAGCGGCAGGAGUGGGAACUGGAGAGGGAGGUGGCCAAGAUGGAGGAGAGCUUCCCAUCCAUGUCCCGGUCCAAGGUGUCUCCACAGGCGUCCAACUGCGUCAAGGCGGACUCUGUGUGGGUGGAGUGCGGAGGAGAUCCCGACUAUUUGGAAAACAUUCCCAACUUCCUCUGCAACUCAGCGAACGGAGAUGUGAACAUAAGUCAGCAGGACACAGACAAAUCUGCAUUUGUACUGGAGGAAGCAGAGUCAGACGCUCCUCAGUUUACCCUGCAGGAGCUCCGUCAUGUCCUGCAGGAGCGAAACCAACUUAAGGCUCAAGUGUUCCUCCUGGAGGACGAGCUAGCCUAUUUCAAAAGUGAAGACUUUGAGGAGGAUGUCAGCUGCCUCCUUGGUACUUCAUCGUCAUGUCCAUCGCCACCACCGUCAUGCAACGCCUCCUCAGAUCAGCCAGAAUCUGGAAUACGACGCCUGAUCUUCACCGCUAUCAUGCCCAUGGUCGCUGCCGGUUUAAUCGGGGACGACCCGACAUUGUUGCCAAUCAGACGCCUUGUUUCAUCUGUAUGACUUUUUAAAUUACACUACUCACAAAAAGUUAGGGUCUUGGGCUUUAUCCAAUACUUUUUAGUCGUUUUGAUUUUUAAAUACCUGCCAAUGGGUAAAAAUGCGCCCACAGAUUAAAAAUGUCAAAAAGCCUUUAAAACUUUACUUUUUAGCAGUUAAUUUAUUCAAUGGAAGACACGACUUGUUACCUAUUUGUUACAAAUAUUAUAUUUAUAUUUGAGCCACUGAGAACUACAGUAAGCCAACUCCAUGUUUAUUGUUUUACAGGAGAGUGAUUUAAAAAUGUAUGGCUGCAAUAAAAUCUGAGGAAUUUUAAUCUAUUACUUCUGGAUACUUGUUUUUACCAAAAUUGUUUUCCUCAGAUUUUUGUUUAUUCCAAACUUCCUUCAAAUGUAUCAGUAUUUCACAAAAGAUAAUGAAUAACACUCACAAAUUACUAACGUAGAGAUAAAGUAGCACCCCAGCUAAAGCACUAUUUGCUUUCUGAGUCUUCUAUCAAUCUCCGAACCUUACUUUCUGGGAUGUUGGCCCAGUGUUGCACUGAUGAAUCAGAAAAUGAAUCACACUCACAUUCACACCAAUUGAGAGUCCUCAAUUUUAACCUGCCAUGCAUGUUUUGGGGAUGUGGGAGGAAACCGGAGUACCCGGAGAAAACCCACACAAGCACACUCAGAACUGUGCUGACCAGUUGUACACUGUGCCGCAGCAACCAAAAUAUUAUAUGACACAAUUAACAAGCAACAAUGUAAAAGUGAAGCCAAUUUGACACAUUUCUGUCAAAAAUACACAAUCACGAAAUC